UCUGAUGUUUGUCACUUUCGAAGUCGAGUGUUCUUCUGGUUGCGUUUAUUUGUUAGGUUAGGUUUUCGUAUAUCUUUUUGGCGAUGUCGAAUUUACUGAAGCCCUCCCAGCAAGUGCUGCAGCUGAUUUCGAGGGGAAUCGGAAGGAACAGAGGUAAAACCGUUUACAAAUGGGAAGGCGAAGGCAUCAAGUACGAUGGUUUCACCUACUAUCCGAGGCACGCCGACUUCCAGGACCCUCCUUACGAACCCACGAAACUGUUCAGGGUGCAGAGGAUCAAGCCCUUGAAGGGCACUUCGUAUUGGGAGAAGGAUCAUUUGAAGCAGCUGGGGCUUUUGGGAAAGUGCAGUGAGGUGAAUAUCGUUAAGAAUAUACCAGAGAAUCAGAGCAGGCUGUGGAAGGUGAAGCAUCUGAUCAAGAUCACCCCAAUCACGUUCCCGAAUGGCUUCCCCGAGGACGUGAAUGGGACUUUCCUAAAGGAGAACGGAGAGUUGGUCGUCAACAAGAAGCUGCUGAACUCUGAGGACAGAUUGGUGGCAAGGGAGCAGUUUGAUGAAGAUCCUCAGAAAUUGGAUGGGGACACGCUGAGGCGAGACUCGAGGAUAAAGUGGUUGAGCGGGUGGUAGAGAUAGUCUGAAUUUAAGUGUUUUAGUGUUAUUAAUAAAUGUAUAAAUAUAUCAUUAUCAUGAUGGAAA
This is a messenger RNA of Nicrophorus vespilloides, 695 nucleotides long. RefSeq names its product 39S ribosomal protein L30, mitochondrial (gene mRpL30). The coding region runs from base 84 to 626 and encodes 180 amino acids. Gene Ontology annotation, biological process: translation. NCBI's taxonomy places the organism in Eukaryota, Metazoa, Arthropoda, Insecta, Coleoptera, Silphidae. Gene Ontology annotation, cellular component: large ribosomal subunit; mitochondrion. The record is from RefSeq and is a predicted model, not a curated record. Gene Ontology annotation, molecular function: structural constituent of ribosome. The transcript is spliced from 2 exons.